AUGCUGCUGGCUGGCGCCAUCCACCAGCGCCGGCAGCUGGCCCCAGGCGCUAAGCCCAUCCCCGGGCUUCACGAUGCCGCUGCCAGCCCUGGCGCCACAGCAGACACAGUGCAUGUGGUGACUGUGGACGCCCCGCCGACCCGCGCUGGCUGCUGCGGCCGCAGCGGCGCCCCGCGGCCGCCACCGUGCAGCGGCGCAGCAUGGCGGCGCUGCUGCUGCGGCUUUGGCUCCUGCGUGGGCUGGUCCAGCAUCUUCUUUCUGGCGGUCUUUGGGUUCUUCCUGGCUCUGCAGGCAGCAUGGCUGGCGGCCGACCAGAGGGCCUUCCUGGACCAGCCUCCCGGCCGCAUGCUGCGCGUGCCAGUCGACGGCUCUGAAAUCCAGCCACAGCUGCACAUCCAAUGCGUGGGCCCCGCUCCCGCUCCUGGCCAGGCGACGUUCGUGUUUGAGGCGGGCGGCGGCGCGCCUGGCCUGGCAUAUGCCCACAUCGCCGACGCCCUGGCUGCGGCCGGGCGGCGGGCCUGCUGGUAUGACCGGCUAGGAUAUGGCUGGUCGGGCGUGGCCGUGCGCCCCACGACGCUGCGCCGCGUCCCGCUGGCCCUGGCGGCCCUGCUGGACGCCGCGGGGGAGGGCGGCGGCGGCGUGAUCCUGGCGGGGCACUCGGCCGGCGGCGACUUGUCCAUACAGUUUGCGGGGCUGUUCCCGGACAGGGUGUCAGGCCUGGCCCUGAUGGACGCCUACAGCCAGGCGGCCAUAGACCUGCAGUCCAACUUUGCCUUCUCUGGCCCCGGGAUCCUGGGCGCUAUUGACGCAUACCGCGCGGCGACGCCCUUUGCCUGGCCGAGAUUCGGCACGGGGACGGCUGCCGUGAAGCAGCGCAUUGAUCCGGAGAACGGCGCUGCCCUGGCAGCCCUCUACGGCUCCAACAAAGAGUGGGAGGCUCAGUACGUGGAUUUCUCCGCCACCAUGAGUCACCCCACCAUCACCGACGACCUGGUGGCGCUCUCAGGCCGCCCCGCCUUCUGGCCGGACGCGUCUGCUGCCGCCCCACGCGGCCCCAUCGCCGGGUGGCCGUCGCUGGGCGCCAAGCCGCUGCUCCUCAUGCCGGCCUCGGAGACGCUCGCGCCGGGGGAGCGCGGCGGCGGGGCGGCGCUGCCGUGCGCGGCGGGGGAGCUGGUGGCGAACGCAAGCUGCCAGGCGGCGGUCCUGGCUUCUCCAGGGCUUUGGUAUGCAAAGCUCUACCUGUCCUACCUGUCGACCCUCUCAUCCAACGCCACCCUGGCCGUCAUGGAGGGCGGCCACGACUUCCCCUGGGUGGACGCACAGCGGACCGCAGCGGCUCUGAUCGCCAAGUUUGCGGGCGUGUGA
This is a messenger RNA of Monoraphidium neglectum, 1365 nucleotides long. RefSeq lists its product as hypothetical. The record is from RefSeq and is a predicted model, not a curated record. The transcript has 9 exons. Bases 1 to 1365 code for a protein of 454 amino acids. NCBI's taxonomy places the organism in Eukaryota, Viridiplantae, Chlorophyta, Chlorophyceae, Sphaeropleales, Selenastraceae.